CUCUUGCAAGCAUUCAGUUGCGUAGUUCUGGACUACUGUAUCACACGAGACCGUGACGGACUAUAAGCUAUAAUUUACAGAAACCACAACAAUGGUUCGUAUCGUCGAAGACAAGGACGCAUUCCAUCGGGCCUUGCGUGAGGCAGGUGGCAAGCUGGUAGUGGUCGAUUUCACAGCCACUUGGUGCGGCCCUUGCCAAAGCAUCGCACCCUUUUUCCAAUCCUUGUCUCAAAAGUACACAGAUGUGGUGUUCCUCAAGGUGGAUGUGGAUGACACACCGGACGUAGCACAGGAGUGUGAGAUCAAAUGCAUGCCAACAUUCCACUUCUAUAAGAAUGGCAAAAAGGUUGAUGAAUUUUCUGGUUCCAACCGGGAAAAGCUGGAAGAGAAGGUCAACACACUUAAAUGAAUUUGAGACAGCGACCGCUACACUGUAAAAAAAGAUUUUUUGUCUGCCUUAUACAGCUGUUUAACCACCCCCCCAGCCUUAUAAUAUUAUAAUACACAUGUAAAAUAAACAAACAUUUUGUUUACAUAAACAGUUGAAACAUUCCCAUGUUUUCCCCUAUCUGUCAGCCAUGUUGCAAUGAGAUAAUUAUUAUUGUUUGUGGUUUCAAAAUGGGACUGGUUGGAAGCCGGUUUUAUAUCUUUUGGGCAGCUGAUUGGGAUGCAUCUUAUGCAUCAUAUGUUGCGUUUUUAAUUAAUUAAUUCAAUAAAAUAAUGAAGGAACUAAACAUAA
Alosa sapidissima (American shad) is the source of this 739-nucleotide messenger RNA. Its product is annotated as thioredoxin-like. The record is from RefSeq and is a predicted model, not a curated record. The coding region runs from base 92 to 409 and encodes 105 amino acids. Gene Ontology annotation, molecular function: protein-disulfide reductase activity. Lineage: Eukaryota; Metazoa; Chordata; Actinopteri; Clupeiformes; Clupeidae. The transcript has 5 exons.